GAGUGGAGCGCGAUUCCUCCUGAACUGAGCGUGGGUUCUUCAUCCUCAGGAAGAGUGGUCAUCCUCAGGAAGAGUGGUCAUCCUCAGGAGACGCGCGGUUACGCGGAUUUAUCGCUCUUUCUCUGGGCUUUUCACUCAAAUGUAGGCGAAAACAACAACAACAAUAGCAUCGGGUUUUGAAAGCGCGGUUGCGUGUGCGCGUUCCGAGCCGCUCUUUUUGCACUUUGACCCUGAGAAAACUGCAGAGUUGGACUUCAGCCUAGAAGAAGACACUUUGGAGAACAAAAUGCCUCAAACGCCACCAUUUCCAGUGACGUUUGGGUCCAGUGGCUACAACAACAACCUCUACAAGACAAAAGAGGAGGACUACAGCGGCUUAUAUUACCAUGACAACAACCUGGUGUCCGGGUCUCUGGAGGACCUCAUUCAGCACCUCGUCCCCACUGUUGCUUACUAUCCUGACAGGACGUACAUCUUCACGUUCUUGCUCAGUUCCCGUCUUUUCAUUCAUCCCCAUGAGCUCAUGUCGAAAGUCUGCCACUUGUGCACAGACCAUCAGAAGCUCAGUGAUCCUUCAGCAGACAAGAUGAGAAUCAGAAAACUUGCUCCCAAGAUCUUGCAGUUGUUAACAGAGUGGACGGAGACGUUUCCUUACGAUUUCCGGGAUGAGAGGAUGAUGAGGAGUCUAAAAGAGUUAACGCAUCGGUUGAGCACUGGAGAUGAGGUCUAUCGGAAAGCGGUGCAGCAGAUGAUCCAAACCCUGAUCCGUAAACUCACUACACACAGUCAGUAUGAAGAAAACUUGGCCAAGAUCAACGCCACAGUGCCAGACAGACAAAUGGUUUUGAAAACCAAGCCUCAGUUUAUCCAGAGAGACAUCCUGAGCAUCUGUACUGACACAUUCACUCUGGCUCAACAGCUAACACACAUUGAGUUGGAGCGACUGAGUUACAUAGGACCUGAAGAAUUUGUCCAGGCGUUUGUUCAGAAAGACCCGCUUGACAACGAAAAGAAUUGUUUUACUCGCAAGAAAGCCAGCAACCUUGAGGCAUAUGUGGAGUGGUUCAACAGGUUGAGCUACCUGGUAGCUACUGAGAUCUGCAUGGCUGUGAAGAAAAAGCACAGAGCUCGCGUCAUCGAGUUCUUCAUCGACGUGGCACGGGAAUGCUUCAAUAUUGGCAACUUCAACUCUCUCAUGGCCAUCAUCACUGGCAUGAAUAUGAGUCCAGUAUCACGCCUAAAGAAGACCUGGGCCAAGGUCAAAACAGCCAAGUUUGAUAUUCUGGAGCACCAGAUGGACCCAUCCAGCAACUUCUACAACUACAGAACAGCGCUACGUGGGGCAACACAGAGAUCUAUAACUGCACAUACCAGCAGAGAAAAGAUUGUCAUUCCAUUCUUCAGCCUCUUGAUCAAGGACAUAAUCUUUCUAAACGAAGGAUGUGCUAACCGGCUCCCAAAUGGACAUGUCAAUUUUGAGAAAUUGUGGGAGCUGGGCAAGCAAGUGAACGAGUUCAUGACCUGGAAGAAAGUGGAGUGCCCGUUUGAGAAGGACCGCAAGAUUCUGCAGUACCUCCUCACCGCUCCCAUCUUUAGCGAGGAUGCUUUGUACCUGGCAUCCUAUGAGAGCGAAGGACCGGAGAACAACAUGGAAAAGGACAGAUGGAAAUCUCUUAGGUCCUCUCUGCUAAACAGGAUGUAGUUUUCCUGAAGAACUGAAGAACCCAAGUCCAAGUCGGCAUCAUUAAACUUCUGGCAAGCCAGCUGAGUCACCAUUUUUCCCCCCCCCUCAAGAAGUGAGAAGUAGCCCUGAAUUUUAAGGGAAAUGACAAUCACUACUUUAAGUUUUUCUGUGUGUGAUGGAGACCUGGAUAUUUCAGGACGGUCUUUCAUCACUUUGUAAAGAUUAUCACUUAUCCGUUAAAUACGAUUUUUUUUCUUAUGCCAAGUUAUUGUUCUCGCUUGGCUGCAACUCAUGAUACAUUUUCUGCUGUCUCAUGAGGCGUUUGGUUGCUUUUGAGUCGUCUUCUGAGUUUGCUGCUGGUUAGCCAACUCUGGACAGAUUAUUUAAAAAAAAAAAAAACAAGACUAAUAUUAAAACCAGCAUCCUGUGUACUAGUACUGUACAUUAAUAGUAUACAAUAUUAAUUUAAGUAUAGACUUAUUUUGUUCUUAUUUUUCUGUUGUACAUGUUGACUUUUUUUUUUUUUUAAUACCCGAGGUAUUUGUAAUGCGUGUGUGAGCGACUGCCAAGUGAGGACGAGAGCCGCUCGUCAAGGUCUGCUGAACGCACUGGCUGCGUUCGAGAAUAAAAAUGUCCUUUUCUGUUGUAUUAUAACCUUUUUUUGUGAUAUUUUGUAACAUUCUUAUUACCUUUUUUAUUUUUUUUGCCCUGUUCGUAGGGAUUGAUGAAGGAGAUACAAACACAUGCGUUCCUUAUUAGCAGUGUUACUAUAGAAACACAAAUUUCCUCUCGUUGAACAUAGGAACAGAGGACUGUAUUCCACUGUAAUACAUCACAACACAUCCAUCUACCUCCUGUCUACACAAGCUAAUUUUGCUAUUAUGCUUUUGUGGCCCCCUGGUGGUCAUUCCAUUAAUAAAUAAGAAUUAAAUUAAUACAUACUGUAAUACACUACACGCUCAUUAGUGUAGAACUAGUUCAGCUGCACAUUACUUUACAAUUAUAUGGUUUUCCUCAUUUGCAAAUAGUUAUUUUUUUAAAAAUGGCUUGUUCCUGUUCCCUAAUUAUACCAUGUUGUCGUCUUUUUUUUCCUUUUAAAUAUUAUGAUUUAAAAAAAAUAAUUUUGUUACAUUUUGUCCUGUGUUCAUUUGUACGUAAGCAUGUUGUAGCUACCAGAUACUGCUCUAAUAUUUUAUAUUUAUCAACUUUGUAUGAGGCAGACUCAUUUUCAGGGUACUAGCGUACAACAUGAAGUUAAAGAAGUCAAUAUUGCCGAUUGUCUAGUGUACCAUGUUCAUUUUUGUUUUCUGCUCAUGGAGAAUGUUCCAAAGCUUUAUGAAAAAUAAAGUGUUUUUCCUUUUCUGUGCACACUUAUGUAUUUUCACUGUUUUGAUGGGUAAGAGACACCCUGAAAUAGUUGUAUAGACAAAAAACAAACAUUUCAAUAAAAGAAUUCUUGUGUAAA
Molecule: messenger RNA, 3149 nt
Organism: Neoarius graeffei (lesser salmon catfish)
Lineage: Eukaryota; Metazoa; Chordata; Actinopteri; Siluriformes; Ariidae
Gene: rasgef1ba
Product: RasGEF domain family, member 1Ba
Exons: 14
Coding region: 287-1702 (471 amino acids)
Biological process (GO): positive regulation of GTPase activity; Ras protein signal transduction
Cellular component (GO): plasma membrane
Molecular function (GO): guanyl-nucleotide exchange factor activity
Source: RefSeq, a predicted model, not a curated record